This is a messenger RNA of Parasteatoda tepidariorum (common house spider), 1438 nucleotides long. Its product is annotated as glutathione S-transferase theta-1. NCBI's taxonomy places the organism in Eukaryota, Metazoa, Arthropoda, Arachnida, Araneae, Theridiidae. Gene Ontology annotation, biological process: glutathione metabolic process. Gene Ontology annotation, molecular function: glutathione transferase activity. The record is from RefSeq and is a predicted model, not a curated record. Gene Ontology annotation, cellular component: cytoplasm.
GACGAUAUGGAAAAACCACUGAAAUUUGUAAACAAACAGUGAGUCACGAGCAUGAUAAGAGCAGAAAAAUUUUCUUACUCCUCAAUUUGUUUGUCAGCAUCGUUUCAUCAUAUUUAAUUCAAAAUGACACUUAAAGUGUUUUAUGAUUUGAUGUCACAGCCUUGCAGAGCUUUAAUAAUUUUUUUGAAAGUUAAUAAUAUAUCUUUUGAAUCUAAAGUUGUAGCUCUGAGGAAAGGUGAACAUUUGACUGAAGCAUUCAGUAAAAUAAAUCCAUUCCGGAAAGUUCCUGUCAUUGAUCACAAUGGUUUUGUUUUAACUGAAAGCAUUUCUAUGAUUAGAUAUUUGUCAAGAGAAUAUAAGAUCUUGGACAACUGGUACCCAAAAGAUAGUAAAAGACAGGCGAAGGUUGAUGAGUAUUUGGAAUGGCAGCAUUUGAAUACAAGAUUGUUUGGAAGUAUGAUUUUUCGUGAAAGGGUAAUUACACCGCUUAUGACCCAGAAACCUAUUAAUGAGGAGAAAAUCAAAUUCUACAAGGAUGGUUUUCAGAAUGUUUUGAAAGAUAUUGAAAGGGGUUUCUUGCAGAAUAAGAACUACUUAUGUGGUGAAACAAUAUCUGUUGCAGAUAUUUUUUGUGCUUGUGAAAUUGAACAGGCUCUUGCUGUAGGAUUUGAUCCAUUUGCUGAAGCACCUUUAGUGAAGGCUUGGCUUGAAAGAAUAAGACAAGAACUGGAUCCCCACUACAGUGAAGUUCAUGGAAUAGUAAAGAAAUUAGCGUCUAACAUUGUAAGUGGAAAGUUGUAAACACUAGUUUCGUGUUUAAAUAAUAUACAAUCUAAUGGUGAUUAGUUUUAGUUUAGUGAAAACAAAGUUAAAACUUUUAAUCUGAUAAAUCUUGUUAAAUCUGAUUUAUAAAUACAAGAAAAUCAAUUUACUAUUAAAAAAUAUGUGAAUAUUUUUAUAACUUUUUACAUGAGUUUAUAAAAUUUAUGCUGCCAUUGUAACUUAGAUUUGUAUUUAUAUUUGUCAUUUCCAGAAUAGUGUAUUUUUAUUGAUAAUUGGAGAUUGUUGAAAGUAUUACUUGUCUGUAUUUUUCUCCUUAACUUAUACCAUACAAUUACUAUAUCUUUAAAUGCCAAAUGUAUGGUUAAGUAAUAAAAAAAAUUAUAUCACGAAGAGCAAUUUUAAAAUGCCAAACAUAUAGUCAGACAAAGUAAAAUGCUUUAUAUUUUGCAAUUAUUAUUGAGACAGAUUAAUAAUGACAUAGAUAUAAAAAGAGCUAAUUAGUCACUUUCUUUUAAAUUACUAUACUUCACUAUUGAAGUUACCUUACUAAAAUAUUUAUUUUUAAAAUCACAUAUCCUCAUAAUUACUAUACACUUGUUGUUUCAUUGUUUGUUAUUUCUUUAAAUAUCUGAACUUAAUAAAAUAUUUUCAAAUA